Molecule: messenger RNA, 2199 nt
Organism: Pseudozyma hubeiensis SY62
Lineage: Eukaryota; Fungi; Basidiomycota; Ustilaginomycetes; Ustilaginales; Ustilaginaceae
Product: methionyl-tRNA synthetase
Exons: 1
Coding region: 1-2199 (732 amino acids)
Biological process (GO): methionyl-tRNA aminoacylation
Cellular component (GO): cytosol; aminoacyl-tRNA synthetase multienzyme complex
Molecular function (GO): ATP binding; methionine-tRNA ligase activity
Source: RefSeq, a predicted model, not a curated record
AUGGCGUCCCCCUUCCCAGUGGCAUUGCCCGUGUCCGACACACGGGCCCACAACGACUCGGCCUCGGUGCUCAUGAAGGUCACUACAGAGACUGCUCGUAAGAACGAAAAGAUCUUGCCAAAAGACGGCGAGCCAAACAUCCUCGUCACCUCUGCGCUUCCCUACGUCAACAACGUCCCACAUCUCGGCAACAUCAUCGGCUCCACAUUGAGCGCAGACGUCUACGCUCGUUACUCGCGAACAAGGAAUCGCAACACCCUCUACAUCUGUGGUACCGACGAAUACGGCACCGCUACCGAAACGAAGGCGUUGGAGGACGGCGUGACACCGCAGCAACUUUGCGACAAGUACCACGCACAGCAUGCUCAGGUCUACGAAUGGUUCCAGAUCGGCUUUGACCACUUUGGCCGCACCACCACUCCCAAGCAGACCGAGAUCGCCCAGGAUGUCUUCCUUAAAUUGCACAAGAACGGCUACCUUGAGGAGCGAACCAUGACCCAGCUCUUCUGCGAAAAGUGCGUCCGCUUCCUCGCCGAUCGAUACGUAGAGGGAGAAUGCCCGCGGUGUGGAUACGAUGAUGCGCGUGGAGACCAGUGCGACAAGUGUGGUCAGCUCUACGACGCUGUCGAGCUCGUCAAGCCUCGAUGCAAGCUGUGCUCAUCGCCGCCAGUUCAGAAGGACUCGACGCACAUGUUUAUCCGCAUCGACGAGCUGCAGCCGUUGACCGAGAAGUGGGCUAGGGAGCAGGCGCAGAAGGGUGGAUGGAGCUCCAACGGCAAGCUCAUCACCGAGAGCUGGUUCAAGGAAGGUCUCAAGCCUUUCAGCUUGACGCGUGAUCUCAAGUGGGGUGUCCCCGUCCCUAUCAAGGGCAUGGAGGACAAGGUGCUUUACGUGUGGUUCGACGCUCCUAUCGGAUACCCGAGCAUCACCGCCAACUACACCGACGACUGGGAAAAGUGGUGGAAGAACCCGGACAACGUCAAGCUGUACCAGUUCAUGGGCAAGGACAAUGUCCGUUUCCACACGGUCAUCUUCCCAUCCUGUCUCAUUGGCAGCAAGGACCCUUACACGCUGCUGCACCACAUCAACACGACCGAGUAUUUGCAGUACGAGGGAGGCAAGUUUUCCAAGUCGAGGAACAUCGGUGUCUUUGGAGACAAGGCUCGCGAUCUUGGACUCUCGGCUUCGGUGUGGCGAUACUACUUGCUCGCCAACCGUCCCGAGACGGCAGACAGUCAGUUUGCGUGGCGCGACUUUAUCGCGCGUAACAACUCGGAGCUGCUCGCCAACCUAGGCAACUUCUGCAACCGUGUGUUGACGUUCAUGAAGAAGUAUGACUACACCAUCCCCGCCAUCCCCUCGGAUUCGGAGCUGCGAACGUUCAAGGACGGGCCUGUCAAGGCGGCUGGCGAAGUGGCGGACGACGCAUCUUCCAGCGUCAUCUCCCGCUUUGCACGCGACGUCAACCACAUCCUGGGUCAAUACAUUUCCUCCAUGGAAGCGGUCAAGAUCCGAUCUGGAUUGCAGCACAUGAUGGCCCUGUCUGCACGAGGAAACCUCUUCCUCGUCGAAUCGCACUUUGACAACACCCUCUUCACCGAGUCGCGUGCACGAUGUGACGAGGUCAUGAUCGUAGCGCUCAACCUCAUCUGGCUGCUCUCGUCGCUCAUCCAUCCAUUCAUGCCCGAGACCUCGGACGCCAUCUUGAAGCAGCUCGACGCGCCACCACGCGCCAUCCCCGAAGACGGGCAGUUCCACCUCGACCUCCUUCCCGGACACAAGAUCGGCAAAGCCGCUCACCUGUUCAAGCAGAUCGAUCCCAAGCAGGAAGAGAUCUGGCGAGUUCAGUUCGGCGGCGGCUCCGAAGCCAAGACGGAGGAAGCUCCGAAGAUGAGCAAAAAGCAGGCCAUGAAGGCGGCCAAGGCGGCGAAAAAGCAACUCGAAGCGAGCAAGCCUCAGGUGAAGAACAAGACCCCGGAACUGAUCGCACUGGAACACAAGGUUGCGCUCGAAGGUGAACAGCUGAAGCAGCUGAAGGAGAAGGUCAAGAAGGCUAGUUUGGCCGAGGACAAGGCUAAGUUGGAGAUCGAGGUGGAUGGACAGUUGGCGAGUUAUUUGGUGCUCAAGAAGCAGAUGGAGGAGUUGACCGAGUCGUUGGCCAAGUUGGAGGUUGAGGGUGAGGGUGCUGGUGCACAGUAG